UGGCAGUGUAAUGAGAGUGCUCGCCCUGGCAAUCAGUCCCUCCUGCAGUUCCACUUGUCAGCAGAAUCCCCUUUUUUUAUUAUGGAAUUGGAGAGAACUCUCAAGACGCAUUCUUGAACUCCGUGCUCCAAGCAACAAAACACGCUCAUUUCCUCACCGCAUUGUGUUAUCAGCAGUUCAGUCGUGCACAACAACAAGCGCUGUCUAGCUAGCAAAACAGGAUCAGCGGCCAUGGCUCUCCGUCUCAGCGACAUCCAUCCACCCACACCAUCAAGCGCGGAUAGCUUUAGCAUCCGUCGCCGCGGCGUGACGCACAAAACGCCGCCGCAUUUCCCCUCCGCCGCGGCGGCCGCUGACGGCCCUUCGGAAGGCUCUCACCGCCAAUGUCACUACGCCGCUCUUGGUAGCGCAACGCUCGCAGCCCAACUCGGAGUCAAGAGCCAUCGCGGCUCGCGGAAAUGCAAUGUCUCCGCGUUGGAAACUCCGCCUCUUACAAGCGUUCUCGGGAAGCGUUGCGCGGCGGCUCUCGCGGGGACUCAGAGCAGCGCAACGACGGACCUGGAGUUGCCGGAGUCGAAGCGACGAGAUUGCGACAGAUCCCUGCGACAUAUUCUGGAAGAGUCGUCUCCCCCGGCGGGGAUGGACAUGUUCGAGGAGCUUGGACGGAUGAAAUCGCUCCAGAAAACUACCGCUCAAAGCGGCUCCCGGCCGAGGUCGCCGCCUGCGACGUCACUUACCUCUUCCGCCGCUCUCCAACAAGCCGCUUCCGCCGCCGCCGCGUCCCAAGGCCGUUUGCUCCGAUACAAGGCUCUGGCGGAAUGCCCACCGGCGCGGAGUGCGGCGGCGGCUGCGGCGUCGUCAUCGAUGUCGCGGGGUAUGGCGGCCCGGCACGCUGCUAAGGAAUGUCCGACAACGAUCUGCGGACUGCUUCGGAACAUCAAGCAGAAGAAGCGCGCCGCCGUGUCAUCGCCGCGGCCGUCCUACGUGGCCUCACCGCCGCAAUACGUGGCGUCAUCUCCACGUAUCGUGACGUCAUUCCACGACGGCCGUCACGUGAGCGCGACGACGCAGCGACAUCCCGUGGCUAUGGAAACCGACAUCGCGGCGACCUUCAAGACCAACCUCUGCCCCGCUUUAAGUUGCGCGUCGGCGGCUUCUAUCCGACGCGCCAUUUCCCCUCGCGACGGCAUUUCGGCGCCGCGACACGUCACAACCUCGCAAUACGCAUUUCCACCUGCCCAAGCUUGUGAAGCGGACGCACGGCUAAUUCGAACGGCGGCGCGACAUCAGGAGAAAGGGAACGACGGAAACAUAUGGGUUGAUGAAAUGGCGGCCUUUUCUUCAAACCCUCAACUGUUUUCGACAAACCCUAAUCUCCUCCCACGCAUUCCUGCUGCUUCACCGCCACCUUACGAAAAUGCUCGUUUCUCUGCGACAGUUGCGAUGGUACCGCACGAGGUUUCGCGCAGCCUACUUCUGCCAGCUCGACUUUCGGCAAUGCCGCUGUCGCUCGCUCCGUUCUCGACAGCUCGGAUUUCGCAGGCUCAACCUUCGCAAGUUCAACUUUCGCAAAAUGAGGCUUCGCCAACUUUCGCGCUUGCUCCAGCAGCUGUUUCAGAAAUCGCAUCUGCGCCGAAGCCUUCCGCUGCGCCUGCCCCUCGACUAGUAGCGCCUACCGCCGCGUUCGUUGCUCCGCCCACCGCCGCGAGCUCAGCUGCAGCCCCUACUGCACCUCCGCGCAAGGGCGAUGAGGAUGUGGAUAAUAUUCAGGGUAAAUACCCUUGCGAAAAAACUACACUCAAGGGAAAAGAGCCAUCAUGGAAUGAUUUGGUGACACUUUUGGACCUGAAUGAGGGCCAACUGAUGGCUGAAAAUGAAGGCGCUGACGCCAGCCAGACAGACGAUGACGCCAGCACCAAGGAAAUAAGCAGCAGUCAUCUUAGUUGCUAUGGUAGCAGCCAAGCUGACACGAGUGUGGAGGAUGGGGAUGUCAAUAACGAGGAUGGCGUGAACGGGCAUUUCAGCUUGGAGCUGCUUGGUGGGCUGUUUGCAAUGGAGGAGGGGACUAAAGAGAAGGCAAUGCAGGACACAGGGUUAGACGGGAUAUGCAUGGAGAUUCAGAUGGAGGGUCAGAUGGAGGGUCAGAUGGAGGCACUAAUGACCCACGGCAACAACGGCGACAAUGACAACACAGCACCACCCAUCACCACCCCUAAUGCCGCCUCCUCCGUUCCACGUCCCCAUGCUUCUCCCUCUGCCUUUGUUGACAACGCACCAGCCACAUGUGCCACGUCAGCGUCCAUCUUUCUCCCCACUCCCAUGGAACCCACUGCCCCCAACCGCCAUCUGGUUAUACGGCUACCACAUCUGGUGCUCCCACCCCCUGGCCCUGGAAGCAGCAACAAUGAUUGGAGUGAUGAUUGCAACGACGACACCAGUGAUGCUGCUGAUGCUGCUGAUGCUGGUGAUGCUGCUGCUGGUGGUGAUGCUUCUCCUUCCCCCCAUGCCUCCGCACACUCCCCCGGCCUCCCAAGCACACCGCCACGGCAAGACACAGGGUUCCCUUCCAGCGGGACGGACUCCGAAGAGCAGUGGCGGAUAGCAGCACAAGGGGAGACCUGGCCGCAAGGGCAAGCACGGCCACAGGUGGAUGCGCCGUCGCUAAGGCAGAGCGGUGCAGCACUCAUGCCGCCUGCAGGUGCUGGUGGUGGUGGUGGUGGUGGUGGUGACUGCUACUCCAUUCCUGUGAAGGAGGAAGAUGCAGAGGCGUUUCCCGAUGCCUCUUUUGGUUUAAAAAAACACGAGGAUGCAGAUGAAAACGCCAAGUGGGAGAGCUCUACAAGCAAGUGCACGGACAGGGGCAUGAGCCUGGGGAUGAGCAGCAGAAACACCGACAGUUACGGGCAGUCACCACGCGGGUGUGGAGGAGGGAUUCCAGCUGAUGGCGCUUCAAAGAAGAACAAAAGGCGGGAAUCCAAUAGAGCAUCGGCCAAGCGCAUCCGAAUGAGGCAGCAGGAGCACCUGCAGAAGCUGGAAGUCGAGACGCGUGAUUUAGCGGCAGUCUGCAGGUCACUGGGAGCACAGCUGGCAGCGGCAAGCAGAAAGAUGGAGGCAUUGAAGGAGCAAAACGAGGCCAUGGUCGGGGAGAAGCACAGGCUGCUGAGACUGCUGAGGGGAGAAGCAGCAGUUUGAGCCGUCUCAAAAUGAACAAGGCGCUGCAAGCACAGCUGGCAGAGGCAAGUAGAGGGGUGGGGGUUAUGAGAGAGCGGGGAUCGAGGGUCUGGUGGGGAGAGGCAAAAGCUGCUGAGACUGCCCGCGGAAGGGGAAGCAGUUUGAGGCUUUUGAUACUCUAGGCAAGGCGUUGCGAGCACAGCUGGCAGAGGCGAGCAGAGAGGCAGGGGUUCUGAGGGAACAGAACAAGGAUCUGGUAAGGGAGAAGCAACGACCGACCGCUGAGACUGUUGAGUUGUGAAGAAGCAAUUUGGGACUUAUAAGAAUAAGGGGCUGCGAGCACAGCUGGCAGAGGCGAGCAGAGAGGCAGGGGUUCUGAGGGAACAGAACAAGGAUCUGGUAAGGGAGAAGCAACGACCGCCCGCUGAGACUGUUGAGUUGUGAAGAAGCAAUUUGGGACUUAUAAGAAUAAGGGGCUGCGAGCACAGCUGGCAGAGGCGAGCAGAGAGAAGGACAUUUGGAAGGAGUGGGAGGGGGGUUCUGGGAGGGGAGAAGAGAAGCCAAGAGUGCUGCUGCUGCUGCUGCUGGGCGACAAGGCAGCAGUUUGAGAUUUGAAGGAUAAGCAAGGCAGGAGCUGAGAGCAAAGCUGGCAGAGGAGGCAAGCAGAGAGGUGGGGGUUCUGCGGGAGCGGAACGAAUGCUCCUCCCACCAGCACACCAGAGCCGUGGGGUUUCUGUUCUGAGGGAGCGGAACGAGGCUCUCUGGUAAAGGAGAGGCAACGACUGCUGAGACUGCUGAAACUGCUCGUGGAAGGGGCAGCAGUUUGGGCGGAAGGGGCAACAGUUUGAGCGGAAGGAGAAGCAGCGGAGAAGAACGGAAGCACAGGGCAGCAGCAGCUGCUGGGACUCAGUGGGAAGGAAGGAGAGGCACAAGGAGAGUGCCAAGGGAGGGAGGGAGGGAGAAGAAGGGGCUGCAUGGAUUCCCUGGGAGGUUUUAUUCAGGCACUUAAGCGAUGAGGUGCUCCUGGUAACAGUGACAGAAGAGCACUACAGUAGUGCUACGAUGAUUUUGCUUGGUUUUCCAAUGAGUGACUAGUGCUAGAGCAGGUUAGGGCAGUGAUCGGGCAGUGAUAAGCAGUGCUAGAGCAAUGCUCGAGCCCUGAUAGGUUGCUCCCCGUGCUGGGGAGAAGAUUCCAGGCCAGGUUAGUUGAUGACACAAGCUGACCUUCGGGAGAGAGCUACUGGUCUAAGAUGGUAGCCGUUGGGAAAUAAAGCUGUGUGUGGGUAGAGGAGGAUACACCCUGGAGGUUGCUCCCCGUGCUGGGGAGAAGAUUCCAGACCAGGCUAUAGUGGCCUUGACGACGAGCUGAGAUGGUAGCUGUUGGGAAAUAAAGCUGUGCGUGGGUUGAGAAUACACUAGUGGUUGUGUA
Messenger RNA from Closterium sp. NIES-67, 4600 nucleotides. NCBI's taxonomy places the organism in Eukaryota, Viridiplantae, Streptophyta, Zygnematophyceae, Desmidiales, Closteriaceae. The record is from the annotation of a GenBank genome assembly.